Messenger RNA from Taeniopygia guttata (zebra finch), 3626 nucleotides. The record is from RefSeq and is a predicted model, not a curated record. Lineage: Eukaryota; Metazoa; Chordata; Aves; Passeriformes; Estrildidae.
GGGGUCACGCUGGGUGCCAUCCCGCAGAGGGACCCAAAGCUGCCCCAAAAUUCACAGGGAGGGGUGUGUAGAAUACUAAAACCUGGCAAGUGUUUCAUUUUUAUAGGUAUUAGUAAAGAAUAGGAAUUUGUCUCUAAACUCAUUUGCAAAGAAACCCAGAGCAGCACCCGGUGUCAGGAUGAGGAGGGGGCAGCUCCUGCCAGGGCCUGUUUUAGGGUGAGGGUUUGCCUCAGUUCCCUUUUGCAUGGAGCUGCUGGAGCAGAGGGGUUUAUGGGGGGCUCCCGGGGCUGUCCAUGGAAGGACGGUGAGCGUUUCGGACAACACUUGGAGCCGAGGGGAGCUUUGGCCGGGCCGGCGGGCGGGGCAGGCGGCGCGGGCGCUGCGCCGGUGCCGGCCGCUCCGUCCGCUCCGGGCGCGGGGCUCGGGCGCCGCCGGGGGCCCCCGGGCCCGGUGCCGGCCCCGCCGGGCCGGGGGGAGCGGGCGGGGGUCUCCCGGCGCGGCGCCGCCUCUGCCUGCCCGAGGAGCCGCUUUCCUGCCGGGACCGCGGCUUCUCAUUUUCCAGCGUUCCUGCCUGGGGUGGCUGCGAGGUGGUUCUGGGGAACUUAUCGGAUCGUUUUCUGUUGUCCGGAGUUGGUGUAGGAGAAGGGCCGUGGGGCACUUUUUGGUUGGUACGGUUCUCGCUUCAGGCGCUGAUGACAAGGGGUUUUUUUGGCUUGAGUGUUGUUGUUGGAUUUAUUUUUGAUCGUUUCCUAUGUUUUUAAAGGAUGUGUUUUUAAAGGCUUACAAUGUUUUUUAUGGGUCGUAGCAUGAAGUAGAGGGUAGGUUUUUCAUUCGGUUGUGGAGGCUUUUAUUGGCGUGAGUGCGUAGUGUUUGUUUUGGUGGCUUGAGGUAGUGUCCUAUAGUUAAUUAGUCAGGUUUUUUUUUAAUAUUGAUUGUGGAAUUCUUGUUUAUUAUAUCAUAAGGGUUUUUUUUCAUUUGGCUUAUUUGAUUGCCGUGUGUGUUUUAUUGUUGCAGAGAAUUUGGGAGUUAUUGUUUAUGGUUACAUUUCUCUUUUGGCGACGUGCUUAUUUCUAAGUGGUAUUUGUGUUUUGAUGGUUUGAGGCACUAUGGGUUUAUUGAGUAAGGAAUAAUUAUUUUGUUGUUGUUGAUAUGUUUGGGUUUUUUGGUAGUUUGAUUUAUUUGGUUGUUGUUUUUUAUUAGUUUUAUUUUUGGGAACAUGGGUAUUUCUAUGGUGGAUCUUUUUAGGUAGUUAUUUUAUUUGGGUGGUGAAUCUUUUGUUUCUUCGUGGUUCCGAUUUUGUUACAUCGGUAAUUAUUUGGUGGGGUUUUUUUAGUUCAUUUUAUAGAGUAUUGGGUUCUCUUUAUGAGUUAGUGUCGCGGUAGAGUUUUGGUUGUUUUGGUUUUUUUUUGUUUUUUUUUUUUUUUAAGAAACGUUCGGGGUCUGUUGUAUGGUUUGGAGUAUAGUGAGUUAGUUGGCGGGUUUGGUUUUUUUUGGUUUUAGUGGUUUUUGUGAUCUGCUCUGUGUGUUUCUAUAGGUCUUUUUUUAAAUGUUUGUUUCAUUUUUGUGAUGUGAUAAGAACUGCUAGUGAAAGGAGUGUAGUGCGGGUUUUUUUGCUGGUAGUUGGUUGGCUGGUGGAGCCUUUCUGAAUUUUUUGGACGGUAUUGUUGGGAAUUCGAUGCUGUUUGUUUUGGCAUUUUAUUUUUAGGAAUUGGAUUUUUACUGCAAAGUUUUAACUGUAACUCUAAUGAAACAAAAGAAAUGCAUAAAUAUGAAAAUGGGAACAAGAACUUAAAUUUUAAAUAUAAACAGAAAACAUAUAAAUAAAACAUGUAACAUAAAUAAUGUUAUCCAUUACCAUUAGAUAUAAUAUUGUUUGCUAUAGAGUAUUUUAUAUCUUUAUAUAAAUACAUAUAAAUAUAGAUUAUAAAUAUAAACAAAUUAUCCGUCUAGAGAUGUAUAAUUAAUACAUGUGGAUAUAUAAAUAUAAGUAUUACAAAAUAAUAGGAAUCAAUAUAGUUCAUAAUGCAUAUUUACUGUAUAUGUCUUCUUAUAGCAUAUUAUAUGUCAUAAAUAUUAUGUAUCUAAAUAGAGUACAUCAAUAUAUUGUAAUAUAAUAGACAAAAACUUGUAAAAAUCAAAAAUAGAAAUAUAGAAGUUUUUAAAUAUAGUUUAAAAUAAAGGGGAUUCUUAUUUUCUAUUUGUUAGUAGGUAGGGGUUUUAUUAUAAAAAUUAUACUGUACAAAGCAGUUAAAAGUAAGUUGUACCAUAUCGAAAUACUUGUGAUGCAAAAAGCUGAUCUCUGAACGUGAAAGUCAAUAUUAUUUUCUCCUCUAUAACAUCCGAUGACUGUGGGGGAGAAGGAGGGUGAGCAGCGGGCCCGCAACAGGCGGAGGGCGGGCAGGGGGACGCGGGCACUUCACUGUUUUGGCCAGGGUGCUGAUCUCGGCCAGUCGGGGCAGGCCAAGUCCCCGCAGAAGCGGAAACACUGCGGGGGAAGAGGCGUCGAGAGCCCGCAGCGGGCUCUGCGCGCCCUCCCCAUUCCCCACCACCGAGCCGCCUCCCCGCCGCGUCGCCGCCGCUCCCCGACCGAGCUGCUAUCGCAGAGUCCGCCUUUGCCGCCCGGAACCAUUGCCGGGCUGCGCCCCUCCCCUGCCGCAAGUGCCGACGGACGGCUGCAGUACGGGCUCUGCGGGGCCCUUUUCGCCGGGAGCCGGGCACGAGCAAGGGCCGGAGAAGGGGCCAGGGGGUCUCCGAGCGGGACCCGGGGCGCCCGCGGGCCCUUCGAGCAGCGCGGGCUCCGCCCCACGCUGCCACGGGCCGCGGCCGCGCAGCUCCCGAGCCCCGCCAAUCCCGGCCCGCCUUUCCCCGCCCUGUCCAAUCACAGCCACCCUUUCAAUCCGGGCGCGGUUCCUGCCAUUUCAGCCCGCUCAGUCGCGGCCCGGCUCCUCAGCCUGGCCCCGCUCCCCCCUGCGCCUGAGGCGCCGCUCCCGCCGCCGCUUUGGGACCCGGCGGAGCCGUAUCCCUGCUGCCGCAGCCUCGGCAGGCGCUGGAGCCGGGAAGGGCGGGCGGGAGCUUCCCGUUCAGGCGCCGGCCGGGAUUUCUCCCACGGAAACGGGUGCCGGCGGGGAGCGGGCGGACCCGGCCCCUGCAAUGGCGGCGGCGGGAGCCGCGCGUGAGGGGAGCGCGGGGUGGUCGCGAGGCGAGCGCGCGGGGAAUGGGCGGGCUCGGAUUGGUGGGACCGGCGCUGCCUCGGGUUGUGAUUGGCUGGCGGGGCCGGCGCUGAGGUGUAAGUAGCGUGCGUCGGGGUGGCGGCGGCGUCAGUUCGGCGGCGGGACUGGAGGCGACGGGAGCUGCGAAUGCGCGUUCCGGGGAGCGCCGCUGCGCCGGGACGGGCCCCCCGCGGCUGCCGAUCCGAGGAGCGCUGCUACAGGCUGCAGUGAGAAGCAGGAGCAACCUUUAGCUACAGGAAGCUGAGGAGCUGGAGCUGAGGCAGCAGAGCCGGAGGAGACAGAAAUGUGGCGGUCCAGUCGUGUAACACCGAGACCCCCUCUGCAACCAGCCCGCAGACCCGCUCCUUCAACCUCGUGGGAAUUCAGGAAGCGGCACACGGCUCUGCGAGGAAGCCU